Lontra canadensis (Northern American river otter) is the source of this 1637-nucleotide messenger RNA. It is a transcript of the gene CEP44, whose product is annotated as centrosomal protein 44. The record is from RefSeq and is a predicted model, not a curated record. NCBI's taxonomy places the organism in Eukaryota, Metazoa, Chordata, Mammalia, Carnivora, Mustelidae. The transcript has 13 exons. The coding region runs from base 305 to 1471 and encodes 388 amino acids. Gene Ontology annotation, cellular component: centrosome; spindle pole.
CUUUGCUUGGCGGCUGCUGGGGAAGCUGGCGAGAGUGCGCCCCAGGUUAAGCAGGGGAAGAAGCCUGUCUCUGUAGCCCUUACGGAAACCACGGAAGGGAGCAAAUGACCAGAUCCAACCUGUACUUGUAUCUUACUCUCCGUCAAAAAUAUUUAUUCUGCUGAUACUGAAGAGGAUGUGUUCCAAGGACAUACUUUGUUGUCAGAAAGUCCAUUAUCAGAGGAGCUUCAUUCCCAGAGGAUUCAUUAUUCAAGGUGAAAUAUUAGAUUAUUUCAAAAGCUGGAGCCAAAUGUAAUGUUAAAUAAUGGCAACAGGUGACUUAAAAAGAAGCUUACGGAACCUAGAACAAGUUCUUCGUUCACUAAAUUAUCCUCAAGAGGUGGAUUGUGUUGGUUUGGUAAAGGGAGAUACAGCAGCAUCUUUGCCCAUCAUCAGCUAUUCCCUUACCUCAUAUUCACCUUAUGUAGCAGAACUUCUGAUGGAAUCCAAUAUAGAGCUCAUAGCGAAGAAUGACUUGCGCUUUAUAGAUACCGUCUAUAAGCUUCUUCGUGAUCAAUUUAAUUAUAAACCAAUCUUGACAAAAAAGCAGUUUCUCCAGUGUGGAUUUGCAGAAUGGAAAAUUCAAAUUAUUUGUGAUAUUUUGAAUUGCGUGAUGAAAAAGCACAAGGAAUUGAGUAGUCUUGAGAAGAUUCCCUCACAACAGAGAAAGAAAGUCAGUUCUGUUAAGUCAGAACCUUCUUCAAGCACUGAGAAGACAUCUACAGAACCUGUUGGCAUUGACAUCACUGGCCGGUUUAUGACUUCAGGAAAGAAAAAAGCUGUGGUGAUCCGUCACCUGUAUAAUGAAGAUGGUGUUAACAUUCCUGAAGAUACGAUAAGUACUGUAACAGAUGUUAGUGAAACAUUUGAUGUGUGUAACUUAAAGACUACUGAAACAAAGAUUCCUGAAGUAAAGUUCCCUGAAAUCAAGUCUGAACAACAAGAUGUUCAAAUCAAUCCUGAGAUUACUGUACUACAGACUAUGCUUGUUGAAUGCCAAGAAAAGCUUCAGAAACUGACUUUGGUAGAGAGUAGAUUAGACUCUUUGGAAGAAAAAAUGAAAGGAAAAGUGAUGGUAAAUGAAAAAAUGUGGACUAAUCUUCUAAGUCGUAUCACUCUUCUUGAAACAGAAAUGCUUCUGUCUAAAAAGAAUAAUGAAUAUAUAGACUUCAGUGAAAUGAAUGAAGACUACGAAUCUAGUAACGACAUGGAUAUUCUGAGUCCCGCUGGAAAAAGAAAAGAGGAGAGGCAAACAAGUAUUCCUCUAUCCUCUGGCUAUAGUACGGUGUCAUCAGAUGGAACUCCCAGAACCUCAGCUGGUAGUUACUGUGGUUUGAAAGAGAAUUCAGAGGAAACAACAAUCCAGAAAAUGGAAAGGAUGAAAAAAAUGUUUGAAGAAACCGCAGAGUUACUGAAAUGUCCAAAUCACUAAUUAUAGAAUUGUCUGCCUCAACUUCUCUAGGACUUUGGCUACUGUACAUAUUGUAUAUUUAAGAAUUCUCUAUAAAUUUUAAUAUGCUACAAUGUUUUUAUGAAGAAUUUGAAUUCCAUUUGGUAUAUGAGUUUUUUCAAUAUUGAAUAAAUACUUUUUAUGCUAU